Rhodamnia argentea is the source of this 1901-nucleotide messenger RNA. RefSeq names its product berberine bridge enzyme-like 13. The transcript has a single exon. The record is from RefSeq and is a predicted model, not a curated record. Gene Ontology annotation, molecular function: FAD binding; oxidoreductase activity. Bases 27 to 1643 code for a protein of 538 amino acids. NCBI's taxonomy places the organism in Eukaryota, Viridiplantae, Streptophyta, Magnoliopsida, Myrtales, Myrtaceae.
GAUCAAAGCAAAACCGACCUGGAAAAAUGGCGUUUCCAAGCUCUCUGCUCAUUUCACAGAUUCUCUUCUUGUUCUUGGUCUCAUCGUCUUCACGGACAUCUGCGACUUCCACGAUUCAGCAGGCCUUAUUCCGUUGCCUUUCGACCAAUUCCAUGAAUUCUGUUCCUCUUUCCUCGUACUACACCCCGAAUAACAUCUCUUCCUUCACGUCCGUCCUUAAUUCCACGGCGAACAACCUCCGGUACUUGCUACCGACGGUGCCGAAGCCCGUCAUCAUCUUCACACCGCUGUCUGAGGCCCAUGUCCAGGCCGCUGUCCUCUGCUCGAGGUGGUUUGGGCUAGCCCUCCGCGUCCGGAGCGGGGGCCACGACUACGAGGCGGUCUCCUAUGUGUCCCAGAUCGAGUUCCCCUUUGUCGUGCUCGACCUGGCCCACCUCCGCGCCAUCCAGGUGGACAUACCCCGGGGCACGGCGUGGGCCCAGGCAGGGGCCACAGUCGGGGAGGUCUAUUACCGGAUCGCCGAGAAAAGCCCGGUCCACGGGUUCCCGAUGGGCCUGUGCACUAGCUUGGGCGUCGGCGGCCACAUCACUGGCGGAGCCUACGGGUCCAUGAUGAGGAAGUUUGGGCUUGGGGCCGACAACGUUCUCGACGUUAGGAUGGUCAACUCCCAGGGAAAGAUUGUCGACCGGAAGGCAAUGGGGGAGGAUCUGUUUUGGGCGCUUAGGGGAGGCGGUGGAGGCAGUUUCGGCAUAAUCCUGGCUUGGAAGCUGAAAUUGGUCGAUGUGCCUGAGAUUGUGACUGUGUUCACAGUCACCAAGACCCUCGAACAAGGGGCGACGAAGCUCCUGUACAAAUGGCAAAACGUAGCACCAAAGCUCGAUGAUAGACUCUUCAUCAGAGUCAUCAUCCAGGCCUCGAGUGCCAACCUGGCUGCGAACCGGACCAUGACUACCUCCUACAACGCUCUCUUCCUAGGAGACCCAGACACCCUCCUCAGGAUCAUGGGCAAGCGCUUCCCUGAGCUGGGCUUGACACGGGCCGACUGCAUCAAGACGAGCUGGAUCAAGUCGGUCCUGUACAUCGCAGGGUACCCGAGCACGACCGCCCCGGAGGUCCUCCUCCAGGGGAAGCCCCUGUUCCGAAACUACUUCAAGGCCAAGUCCGACUUCGUAAGGACCCCAAUCCCCGAGAAGGGCCUCUUGGGCCUGUGGAAGAUCUGUUUCGAGGAUGAGAUCCCGUUCAUGAUAUGGAACCCGUACGGCGGGGCAAUGGCCCGGGUCCCCGAGUCGGCCACGCCGUUCCCGCACCGGCGUGGCACGCUGUUCAAGAUCCAGUAUGUGGCCACUUGGCAGGAUGGGACCAAGAACAUGGCCAGGCACAUGGGCUGGAUCAGGAAGCUGUAUGACUACAUGGGACCUUAUGUGUCCAAGAAUCCCAGAGAGGCCUACGUGAAUUACAGGGACCUUGAUUUGGGCAUGAACAAGAAAGGUUUCAACAGCUUGAUGGAGGCGAGUUCUUGGGGUUUAAAGUAUUACAAGAGCAAUUUCUACAGGCUAGUUCAAGUCAAGACCAAGGUUGACCCUGAUAACUUCUUUAGGCACGAGCAGAGCAUUCCACCUCUUCCUGUCAAGAGAGGGAGUUAGAGAGUGUUGAUUGGUUGGUGCAAGAUUUUGCUUGGACCUCUUCCUAUUUUGAUGGCUGGUGUUUGGUUUUCUUAUUUUAUUUUAUUUCUUCUUUUUUUUUUUGUGGCUCUUUCUGAUAUUGGGUUCUUCCCCUUCAUUUGAGUUCACUGCAAUGCAGUGUGUGUUGCGAGCUUAGUCGAAGGCAAACACCAGUGUGCAUCUCUCUCUGUCCCUCUCCCUCUGGAUAUUUCCAUUUUUUUUUUCUGAGAUAAUGACAUA